CCGCAGCCACCGCGAGAAACCCUGUGUUUGCUUCCGUCUAGAUUUUCACCAAAAAAAGACAAACGCAUUCAGUUGGUGUGAUGUUUUUUGUUUUAACCUAAGCUCAGAUGUCUCUUUUACCAAGAGAGCCUGUGUCACAUUUACUUCGACUCAAUUUUAGAUGUUUUAAAGGACGAAAGAUAAAGAAAAGUAGCCGUGGAUGGCGCCGAGCGACUCACUGCCAGCGAGGUUUGGAGGCUCAAGUAAAAAAAGUAGCACGAUUUCGGCGAUGCAAGCGGCAUGAAACUGAAGUUUAGGGGGUUUUCUUGCCGUUUAAGUAAAAAAUGUGUUGGGAAAUGUUUGUUUUCUGUGUAGUUUUGGGGCAAAAUGUGGAGGAGAAAACACAAACGUAAGCCCACAUUUCCACCAGAGAGCAGAGCGGAGCUGAUGUUGACUCUCUACGGUUCUCAUGUGCCUUAUAAGUCCCGCCUCCUGAAGUGUAGUUGACAACUAGUCUCCAACGACGUGUAGACGACAGCAAACAUGGCAGAAGAAGCACCAGCAGCUGCAGGGCCGUCAAAAGCCCAGGCUAAACCCACAAAGAAGAAGACGGCGGCGGCGUCUAAAGGCAAGAGGGACGCCCUCAGUCUCCCCAAGCUGAUCGUCCAGGUGGUCGCCGAGUCCAAUGAGCGCAAGGGAACAUCGGUUGCUGCGAUCAAGAAGGCUCUGGGCGGCAAAGAUGUCGAUGUGGUUAAAUCCAACAAGCGGAUCAACACCGCUCUGGUCAACUUGGUGACGAACGGAGUCCUGUCUCAGACUAAAGGCAUCGGCGCUUCCGGCUCUUUCAAGGUGGCUAAGAAGGAGAGUGAGCCCAAGGCAAAGGUAGCAAAGAAGCCCGCAGCUAAGAAGACACCCACCAAGAAGAAGGCGCCAGCGGCCAAGAAGCCUGCUAGCAAGCCCAAGAAAACCACCACCCCUAAGAAGGUGAGGUCCUCCGCGAAGAAGACAAAGGCCAGUCUCGCUAAGAGUCCAGCGAGGCCAAAGUCCGCCGCAAAGAAGCCCAAGACUCCAGCCAAGAAGACAGCUGCCAAAAAGGCUCCUGCUAAGAAAGCUCCAGCUAAGAAGGCAGCGCCCAAAAAAGCUGCAGCUAAGAAGGCUGCACCCAAGAAGUCCAAGAAGUGAAUGGAAUGACAUUCAUUCUCAUCUUGCUUCAACCAAAGGCUCUUUUAAGAGCCACCACAACAUCCACUUAAGAGCAUUUCCCUCUCUGGUAUCUCGUUAUGUUCUAUACAGUAUGUGACUAUUUAAGUUUGUCUCGUCAUAAUGAAUACAUAUUGACAAA
Molecule: messenger RNA, 1321 nt
Organism: Doryrhamphus excisus (bluestripe pipefish)
Lineage: Eukaryota; Metazoa; Chordata; Actinopteri; Syngnathiformes; Syngnathidae
Product: histone H1.4-like
Biological process (GO): nucleosome assembly
Cellular component (GO): nucleosome
Molecular function (GO): DNA binding; structural constituent of chromatin
Source: RefSeq, a predicted model, not a curated record